AUGUUACAAAUCGCCGAGAUUUUUCCUGGAUGGCAGGAGAGCGGGCUUCAGGUUCGUUUAGACAUUUGGCACUUCAUGCGGAGGUUCGCCGCCUGCUGCACCACAGAGAGUCAUCCCUUGUACGGAGAGUUUCUCGCUCGUCUGUCUGGUUGUAUUUUCGAGUACGAUCCAAAUGAUUUGCAACAGCUGACGUUGGCCAGAUUGCAAGAGAUGAAAGCAGCCGGUUUACCCGGAUGCACCUACGAGGAAGCGCGCCGAAAGCUCACCAAACGGGAACGUGCUCGCCAUUGCCGUCGCCGUACGCGUGGUGCGGAAAGAACGAAAGCAAUGAUUGGGCAACUGCUAGAGGCUUUCCAAAGACCGUCUACCCGCGAUCUUUCCGGUGUUGACUUGCUCAAAUCAGACCUCGUGGAAGAAGUAUGGAAGGUGCAGAUGCCGCACGUUUGCUGCCUUCAAGAUCCGCCAAACAUCCAGCUGUACACGAUAACUGGAAUGCAGGUGAUCGGUGGGAUAUCGCUGCCAGUUUAUCGGUGCGCACGAGGUUCUAACUCGUUGGAAUCGUUCCACGACCACGUACGGAGGUUUGUCCCUGGCACCACAGCCAGCGAUGUCUUCUUUCAGGCUUAUCUCUUGGACGGCUUGUCCAGGUGGAACGCAGACCGCGCCAGAUCAGCCCACUCCAGUGAUUCGGGCGGCUCCGUUUCCUCCUCCUAUUCCGAGAGCUUAAAGAGAACAGCUAACUUGCUCCACAAGCGCUUAAAGGAUGCAGAUUGCAGCUUGGUAUACUGCAGGUCAUCAAGAAAGUACACGGGAGAGCUGAUCGGCGUCGAGUACCUGUACAAACAAACAGGCACCUGUUUUGAAGAGCAAAUGGCUCAACUCGACGAAAUCGAUUGUGUCGAUUGGUCAGUGGACGGUGAUGACGAAGGUUUUAACGAACCAGAUGACCCCACCUUACCCGAUACCGACUUCGACAUGCUCGACGAUUCAACGCCAGGAGAGCCGGUUGCUGCGUCGUCUGUGCAAACCAAAGAAGACACGACAGGGCCUGGUGAUUCUGUUGGCCAGUACGAAAAAGUAGAGCAACUAGCCGACUACCUGGUAGAGCUGUGCGCCGAGCAAUCCCAAGCAAUCAGCACUUGUCAUGCAGAGCACAUUGUUUGUUUGUGGAACAACCUGUCCGAUUACGACAGGAAACCCACUCAGUUCGCGCCGCGACAUCGAACCAAGCUGAGCCGGGGCACUUUCAAGAGUCAGAAAGGUAACCCCAGCACAACGUCCGGCGUUGCAGGACUCGACAGCCUGCGCAGGGGAUUUUUGAGCGGUGGGGAACCGGCUCAGUGGCCCGAUUGCAACCGCUACUCGGAUUGCAUCAUGCGACGGCUUUGCGAACGUUAUCCCAGCUCAAAGACGGAGAACGGAAAACGCGUGGAUCGUUGGAUGCUUGUUUCACGGGCAUACCUCAGAAUCCGUACUGCUGUUAUCUCUUGUCAGCUGGUGAUGAACAACACCAAAAUGCAAUUGGUUCCUGUCAACCAAACUACACUGAAGCAGUGGUGGAACCGCAUAGAAAAAGAGCAGGAGGUGGCAACUGUUGUGCAAGGCGUUCGACUCUUCGCGCCAAGUAUGGCAGCAGAAGAGCAGCUCCCGGCGGCGAGGUUGCAACCAGCCCCGCUACCGGUGUUCCAAACAGAAGAGCUGCUUCCCAUGCCUUUAGUAUUGCCGGAAUCAUCUCAGGCGCAGACAACAGUCGUGGAAGAAGAGGUGCAAGCUCCUUCAUCUAUGCCACCGACGCCUCGGAGUACCCUAAGCUACAGGUUGAAACGGCAGAUGCAGACCAUAGGCGGAAUACCAGUCCGCAGAAAUAAACCUCGAACGAUGCCAACCAUCUGCGGUCAGUGUAAAGAAGUUCGAGAUAAAGACAGUCACACCCAAUACUUUGGGAGUUGGUACUGUCAGAAAUAGUCUUCCAUGACGAGAGAAUCGUGGUUGCAUGCAGCAAAACAAAAGCGCGCAUUGCGCCUUUCUGCUUCGCAGCUCAACCCCACGAAAUGAAAUGCACAUGUUUCGUUUCGGCAUAACCUGUCUGCGUAUCCGUAACAGGGACCCUGUCAGCGUAUCCGUAACAGGGAUGGUUGUGAACCAAUAUCUCCAGUAUGCGUAUCCGUAACUGGAUGAUGAUCAACCUCGAACAUCAUUGUUCGCUGAAAUAUCGCAAAAAUGUGACUGUGCAAUUUUAACUAAAUUGCUGUUUUUGCUUUUCAGAAUAUAAGUUUUUAAUUAAAUUAAACAAAAAAUGUCUACGACCAAUAUAUAUAAGAUCCGACAUGUGGCCAAGCUGAUAGUUCAGGAGGCAGCAAAGGGCCAAGGCCCCAGCCGCCAAACCACAAAGGCCAAGAGAAGGGCGGGACCCUACUUUAAAAAGUCACGCCGUCAGCAAGGGCAAGGUCCCAGCCACCCACCACAACCUCCCAACCAAAUAUCAAACAAACAACUGAAGAAAAGGAUCAGAAAUGUAAACUACAAACUGAGCAAAUUGUCUAUCAACCACAGAGAAUAUGGUCCGACCAAAAAGCAGCAACAACCAUUAAACGAAGAAAAAAACCGGCGCCAAAAUUUAAAAGAGGUUGUGGUGGUCCCGGAUGAGGCCUUGCCCUUGCCGGUCGAAGUGGCUUUGGCAGAAGAGCCACCUAUGGAGGACCCGCCAAUAGAGGCCCCUCCAGUACAGCCAAUGCAGGGGGCCUAAAUAAUAAGUUAGUAGGGUGGGGGAAGAUGGGUUCCUUUUUUUUAUAAAUUUAUCGAUCAAUUUGGACGUAAACGUAGAAAUAAUUUUUUUAAAACCCAAUCAGGAUAUUUAGAUAUUAUGUGCCAAAUGUGUCCCGUCUUCCCC
This is a messenger RNA of Ciona intestinalis (vase tunicate), 2890 nucleotides long. Lineage: Eukaryota; Metazoa; Chordata; Ascidiacea; Phlebobranchia; Cionidae. The record is from RefSeq and is a predicted model, not a curated record.